This is a messenger RNA of Dentiscutata heterogama, 793 nucleotides long. The record is from the annotation of a GenBank genome assembly. Lineage: Eukaryota; Fungi; Glomeromycota; Glomeromycetes; Diversisporales; Gigasporaceae.
AUGGAAAAUAACGAUUUAAGUAAAUAUGUAAAUUUGCCUUUCGGUGGAGAAAUGGAUGACAAUGUAGUAAUGUCUGAGGAAAUGGGAAACGUUUCCAUGUCACAAUAUAUAAAUGACACCGAAAGACAUGAUGAACAAUCCCUUGGAAAUUUAGGUGGUGCCACAAUAGAAAACGGAAAUGGUUUUACAGUUGAAGAUUUGAAUUUUAUACAUUUUGAUGACUUUGUUCACUCCUCUGAUACUAUUGCUGUGACUGACGGUCCACAAAUAAUAUGGAAUAUCAGUGCAACGCCAGACGGUCAAAUAUCUUCACAAGAUUGGAAUACAUCUUCUCUCGUACUUCAUGAUUCUGUACAAACAGUUCAGGAUAACAAUGCCCAAUCGAUGUUGAUAAAUCCUGAAGCAGCAGCUACACAGUUUCUUAUCGAUCCCACUCUAAUGACGCAGCCUCAACAGCCUAUACAAGUUCAACAGGGGCAUUCUUACGGAACUCGGUUCGCAAAUCAAAUGCGUCCUACCCCUGGGAUUCAACCUCGGCAAAGAAGACAAAGACCUAAAAAGGGUCAAGGAGAAACUGAUGAUGGACCUUACUGUAUAUGUCGUGGUCCAGCUUCCGGAGUUAUGGUUGAAUGUGAUUCGUGCAAUGAGUGGCAAGUUUUAAUUUCAAUAGUGAUUGCAAAAAAUAAAUUAUUCAUAACUUUUAUAAAUGCCUGGCCCAAGGCGCAGGAAGUGGACAAAUACCAUUGCCCAAAAUGUCAAGUAGAAAAUCCUUCACUUAUUGGUAUAAUCAAAG